Dovyalis caffra is the source of this 300-nucleotide messenger RNA. The record is from the annotation of a GenBank genome assembly. Lineage: Eukaryota; Viridiplantae; Streptophyta; Magnoliopsida; Malpighiales; Salicaceae.
GCAUGGAGAUUGUGGAAAGAUGGAAAAGCAUUGGAAUUAAUUGUGGCAGGAGAGUCAUGCAAUUUAUCAGAAGUGAUGAGAUGCAUAAACAUUUGUCUCUUAUGUGUGCAGCAGCAUCCUGAUGAUAGGCCAAGCAUGGCGAGUGUGGUUUGGAUGCUAGGAGGUGAGAAUACGCUGCCUCAGCCAAAGAAGCCAGGCUUUUUUAAGGGUAGUGGUCCCUUUGAAACACCUUCUUCAUCUAGCAAGAUUGAAUUACUUUCCACCAAUGAAAUCACUACCUCACUCUUGUAUCCUCGAUAG